Messenger RNA from Saccostrea echinata, 9455 nucleotides. RefSeq lists its product as uncharacterized. Gene Ontology annotation, molecular function: calcium channel activity; calcium ion binding; protein binding. The record is from RefSeq and is a predicted model, not a curated record. The transcript is spliced from 30 exons. The coding region runs from base 1 to 9300 and encodes 3099 amino acids. Gene Ontology annotation, cellular component: membrane. Lineage: Eukaryota; Metazoa; Mollusca; Bivalvia; Ostreida; Ostreidae. Gene Ontology annotation, biological process: detection of mechanical stimulus.
AUGGGAGAGGGCUUUGAGUAUAUUACAGCUUUCAUUUGGACUUCAAAUGCAUGUAAUGUGGACAUUCUAAACAUCCUGCCGGACUCGGCGUUCAGCGGAUCCACAGAAAAGACAAGCGCCGCUAACAUAAAAUCCAGUAAACCUGGACAUUGGAGUCCAUCGGCUAAUGAUAGCAAUUCCUUUGUACAGGCAACAUUUUCAACAUCUCACAAAUUUGUUUCUCUGACACUCACCGGAAGCACAAUUUCCUAUGACGUAUUGUCAAGCUUUGAUGGAGUUAUCUGGGAUAAGCAGAGUUCGACCUCAAGUGCCUACACUUUAACACCUACUUUGUAUGGGUCUUAUUUCCGGAUUGUUCCAACUGCAUGCGCAGGAGAAUGCACAGUAAAAGUUGAUCUUCGAGGUUGUGACUGCAUAGCAGAUGUCAGCGUACAAAGUGGUAACGUCACCUACUUGGAGCCAUCAUCGCUUUCUGAAAACUUUGUCUACUUAUCCCGCAACACCACACAAGAGGUUAGUUUUAUAGUUCAAAGUUCAGGUACUGACCUGUCAAUCGUAGCCUACCUUGAUACCAACAGUACCGUGUCAUCGACCUUAACCACUGCCACAGCGGCAAAAGUGACACUUGAUUCCUCAAAGUUUCCGGCGCUAGGUACAUACCUGCUGCGAACGGAAGUUCAGCCAUGUAAAGGAACUGGGCGAAAUAAAGACUUGAUUGUCUAUCACGAAGAAAUGAUAGCAGGUUUGGAUGUACGCACAGCCUACGGGUCAUUCAUACCUUUGCACGAAUUAGCUGAGUUUUUCGUGUCCCUUACCUCUGGAACAAAUGUUGAAAUGGAAUGGAUGAUCGACCAUAAUAUUACGACAUGCAUAGAAAUCCACAGCGGAGAAGUUAGGAAUGUCAUAAAAACAUUUGAAUUUUCUGAAAUGAAGAUGUACAACAUCACAGUUUUUGCUAGAAAUGGUGUGACAGCGAAGUACAAAACUAUAAGUGUCAUGGGAAUUCGGCGUCCUUCUAACUUUCUAGUUGAGACUACACCAGGAUUGUAUCAAACGAGGGAACCGUUUAAUGUUACUGUAUCAAACAACCUUACCCAUGCCGAAGUCAUAUCCAUGGGAAACUUGUAUUUAGAAGUUCUGUAUGGAAACGGACAGAAUGAUACAAUUUAUCUGAAUCCAUAUUUCCAAGAUAUAACAGGCUUUAAUAAAAGCACAAGUGGAAAGACAUUUAUUUGUCAAUACCUUAUUCAAGGCAAUUAUACUCUGUCAGCAAAAGUGAGGAAUAACGUUGGAUUUGAGGAAUUUAACUUCACAUUUUAUGCAUGGGACGAGCUGAAUAUGACGCUGAAUUCUUCAUCAUUGCAAACCAUUGGGGUUCCUACUGUCUUCACGUUCUUGAAUCCACCAAACUCCGGAUUUAGAUAUACAAUUUCCUACGGGAAUGGAAAUGAGACAACAACUAAUGAUACGAUUUACUACAGUGAUUAUAAUGUUCCUUCCUGGACGUUUAGUUACACGUCUCCGGCAGUGUACACCGUAAUAAUGACAGCCUGGAACCCCUUUCAUGCCGUCGUUCAGACAUACAACAUUACUGCUCAGCACCCAAUUCCAGCUAUGAAAAUGAAUCCGACCGGAGGGGAUUUCCCAAAGGACGAUGGUCUGGCUAUCUUCAACAUUACAAUGACAGAAAAUAAACCAUCACCUACCGAUGUCGAAUGUAAUUUUGACUUCGAAGAUGAAGUAUAUUCAAACCCAACCACCUUUGUGUAUGGCAUACCUGUGACAAAAACACAUAUAUACACUUUCAAUGGUUUUUUCUUUACGCCAAAGUCAAAAACGGUGAUCUUUGAAUGCUGGAAUCUAGUUAGCUCAUGGAGAGGUGAGGCUACAGUUACUAUUAGGAAUUUUGAUAUUAAGGACGUAAUCGUUAACCAUCCGCCAGAAGUUGGAAUGAAUAUGACUUUGAAAGGCAAUGCUACGGAAUUGUUGCCAUUUGGGGAAAUUGGGAGCAUUCCAGUGGUCGUUACAUUUCGCGCUCAGUUAUACCAAAUGAAUUACGUUCCACCAAGAGUAAAAUUUGUAUGGAAGUUUGGUGAUGAAAUUGAUGAAAGUUCCUCACUUGAACUCAAUGAGCCAACAUUUGAUUGUCCACACGAAUAUAAAGACAGGGGCAUCUAUGAAGGAUCACUUACAGUGAUUUAUGGUUCUGAUGAAGUAACAAUUCCAUUUUCCAUUAAAAUGGGUGUGGCAAAUUUUUCAGCCAAUGUUUAUGAAGGUAGUCCAACAAAAGACACAAUUACUUUCACCGCAAAAGAUUUAUUGGGAUCAGCUACCUAUGCAGUUGAUUUGAUUAUAGCACAGCGAACAUUAACAGCUACUUCUGGAAAUCCUGUGUCUACUUCUAUAAUCUACCCACAUCGAGGGCAAUAUCUGCCGACCGCAAUCGCACGAAAUGGGACACUAACUGAGAUACUUUAUUUGCCGUAUCAUGUUGGAAUUGACUAUGUUUUUGAGGGGAUAAAUAUGACUGUCCCUUCAGAGCUGGAAUUACCACCGGGAAAAGCGGUCUUUAUUUUUGGAGUCCCAAACGGUGCUGAUCCGGUAUUGGACAUAAGGUGUGAAUUUAUUUCCGGUGAUCGAAUUGACAAGGCUAUUCAUUCAAGGACAAAAAAUCUCACAGAUGGCAAUCCAAUUAUUUAUGACUAUCAGUAUCUCACUCUAGGAUUUCAUCCAUUUCAACUUCUCUGUAAGAACUUUGCUCAUACUUACGAGAAUUCUACAAUCAUUCUCGUUCAUAACGAAUGUUUCUCCAUUAAUGGUAUUUUUGAUCGACAGUAUUCAAAUCGAACUACGCCAAUGAUUGUUUUGACAUCUAAAGACAUCGAUCUUGCUAGCCGAAUGUUAGUGUAUUGUCCGGAAAGGGGACCAGAUUACCGAUGGACGUUUUAUAAUGUAACAGGCCAGGACGAAGAUGUGUAUCAUUACACCCCAGUAGUCAAACCAACAGGGUCUAUCCGAUUUGCGAAGGGCACUGUGCCCGCUGGUCUGUAUAAAGUCAGCCUGAAUGUUACUUUGGAUGGAACCUGGAUGCAGGAAUACACUUUUUUGAAAUUUGAAAAACCAAAACCAUAUGCAUAUAUCGUACGUGGAUCUAAGUACGUUGCAUCUAAGUGGUCAGGAGAGAUAGAACUGGAUGCUCUGACGGAAUCAUAUGACGUUCAGCUUGGCUACGGUUUCAACUCAGAACUCACUUUCAGUUGGUAUUGCAACAAAGAGUCAUCGACAGAUAUAGUGUACUUGGACGAACUAUUUCUAAGCAACGGAGGCCGAAACUAUUACACGACAUAUGGUCCGGGCCUUGCCAGUGAUUGCAGAAGUGUGUUUUCGGAAAUAUAUCAUGAUGGCUCAACCUCUUCAAAUGUUACUUCAACCGGAAACAACUCAGACACGGGAGGUUUAUUGGGUGCCGGAAAACAAAAAAUAACCUUGAGUGACGCAGAUGUCGGUUACGUCAUCACUGUAGCGGUAGCAAAGGAUGAAUUGACGUCAUAUUUUACACAGCUUGUACAGAUUGUUGCCAACGAUCCCCAUGAUAUCAGCAUUGCGUGUUCAAUAAAUUGUCUGGAGAAGUAUGCCGUGACGUCGCCAUUAAGUGUUACUGCCGUCUGCAACGACUGUGGGCCAGACACCAUAUUGAAGUAUGAAUGGCGCCUCCAACAUUACAAAAACAGGACUUAUGAGGAUAUUCCCUCGUUGAUUAAUAUGACAAGUACAUCCGUCUCGGAGGCAUCAAUCACUUUGAAGGCGAAUCAGCUGGUCCCUGGGGAAAAGUAUGCCCUGAGUGUGAACGUUACCUCCAACGAGAAGGAUCCGACUCUUGCCGUAUGGGAUAUCAUCGUCAACUAUCCUCCCUAUAAUGGGACGUGCUAUUCAACGCCCAAAACAGGAAAUGCAUCCACGAGCUCGUUUUCGGUCAAUUGUGAGGACUGGCGAGACGAGGGCAUCUAUCCUGAUCGAAGUGAAACACGCGACCCUACCUUAAACGAGCCAUUAGUUUAUGAGUAUGUGGCAUAUAUCCCAGAAACAGAUGGAAAAAGCACGUAUUAUAGUGGAGCCGUCCCAUUGUUCAGAGGAAGCGAGAGCACAGCUACAGAACUGCCUUUGCCAGUCGGCAGUGAGACAUUAGACUUCAAAAUAGAGAUUGAAGUUCGAAUAUAUGAUAGAUAUGGCGAUUUUGCCGUCUUUCAUCAUCCCGAUACAGAAGUCAAGGUAGUACCAGACGCGAGCUUGGUUCCAGCUGAUCUUCAGGAUACGGGGCCCCUGGAUUCGCUGUUUGGUUUAUUUGACCGAAACUACACGAUAACAGAAGCCGGAGGAAAUAGUAUGGCGGUGGUGAGGCUUGUUCAAUCUACCGCCUCAAUUUAUUUGUCUGCUCGCUUACAGCCGAAUGGAACUGUCACUAGUACGAGUGACUUGUUUUCUGGAGUGGUGGGACAAAACCAUGUAAUCGAGGACGUACCCAUUGAACCGGCCCAGGAAAAACUGAUUCAGAGAACAAGGCAAUUUACAGAAAUUCUUUUGAAUGCGACAACGCAAACUCCAGCAACUAGUGACAGUCCGAUGAGUGCAGCAAAUGCUCGCCAGGUGGCGCGAAGUCUUGCUGCCUGUGUUUCUAAUCCAAUGAUUGUGGAUGAUGUUUCUGUGGAGACUGCAGCUGAAGGAACUAGAGUCUUGAUGGACAAUAUUCGCCAAGUGUCUUUUAACAACCCAUUUCCAGUAGAGGAAAUACAAAACAUACAAGAUUCUGCUUCUGGUGUACUCGAGGCAUUAAGCAACCUUGUAGAUAUCAUGGUUCCCAGUGAGGUAUCAGAUCUGGAAAAAGAACCCACCCUCUCAGAUGUCAUGUCUGAAAUCAAUGACGCUGAGUUUUUUAGCGACGGAAAUACAAAUUUAGCAAACAUGACAACAGAGGAAAAGAAUUCACUCGCCGAGUCACUUUUGAGUCUGAAAAGGAAACACAGAGAAAAUCAACAAAAGAAAUCUCAAACGGCAAAAAAUGCAGGAGGAAAGAUGUCAUCAGCCAUCCAAAAUUCACUCAAAGCGAAAUCCAAAAUUGUCCAGGUAGGAACUGGUACAGACACAAUCACCACUGAUCAAUUACAAAUGUCGAUCCAAAAAGACAAGAGAGAAGAUCUGAUAGGUAAAACACUACAGAGACGUGAUACUGGAUUAGAACUUGAUAAUGAGGUGCUCAACAGCUCACAGGCAAAGGCUGUAGAAGUAUGGAUGACAGAAUAUAGGAAAAACCCUUACUUCUAUGCUUCUGGUUCUGACACAGUUAGAUCAUCAUUGGUUUCAAUCCAAACUAGAGAUGAAACGGAACAGGAAAUAGACAUUCCAAAGAAUAUUAAAUUCCACAACAAUGGAACAGUGUAUGCAAAGUCUUUCUUUUUUACAAACAUAUCUGAUGGCGAGGAUCCCAUGUUUUACUUCAUCACAAACCUCGACGGACCGGAUGCAGCAAUAGUGUAUGUCAAACCUGAUGUAUAUGAUCAAUCUGGUCUUGGCGAUCAGACUUUAUAUACUGCUUUUGGACGCAUGGAUACAUAUCCAGAAAGUAAUUUGUACGAUUAUAAAACAGAUGUUAAAGCUUCAAAUUGGGAGAAACCCUUUGGUUUCAAAAUCUUUCUUCCGGAUAAAAUAUUUCGAAAAGGGAAAUUAUACAUUGGAUUAAAACCUAGAAAAGUAAUUGACGAGUCUCAAAAUACCCGAAGAAGAAAGCGAGCUGCAGUUAACAGCACCUCGCCCUCAUUUGACCCCAUAGAGUCUAAUUUCAGCAUAGCUUUAGCGACAUCAGGGUGUAGAACAUAUGAUGAGGCAUCAAACCUCUGGGUGGAUAACGGCUGUAAAGUUCUGGAUAUCUCGACCUUUAAUGAGACAGUAUGUCGAUGUUCAGAUCCUCCAGGGACUAUGUUUGCAACAACUUUUUAUGUACCACCAAACAAAAUCGACUUCCACGCAGUUUGGGGUAAAUUCGACCCCGAGAAUGCAGCUGUUUAUGGCACUAUCGCUGCCUUACUUGUAAUUUAUUUUAUAGCGUUAUUGUAUUUGAGACGAAAGGACAAACAGGAUGUUACCAAGUGGGGAACGCAUUUCUUGGUGGACAGCGAGAAUACAGACGCGUACUUUUACUUAAUCACAGUUCAAACAGGACUCCGACGUGACGGCGGCACAAAGUCCAACGUUAACUUUAUUAUAGGGGGAGAAGACGGUGAUUCCGGAGUCCGGAUCCUUAGUGAUGGGUACACUCAAGGGUUUCAAACUGGAAGCUUACGAACAUUUUUAAUGGGUACAAAAUUUUGUUUGGGUGAUCUGACGUAUUUUCGAGUCUGGCAUGAUAAUUCUGGGACCGGAAACGAGAGGUCUUGGUUCUUAGAUAAGAUACUUGUAGACGAUCUGCAGAAUGGAAAAAGAUACGUAUUUUUGUGUGAUAAAUGGUUAGCCGUCGAGCAGGAUGACGGGAUGGUGGAACGAAUUCUCCCGCUGACUUCAAAUCAAACGCUGACUUCCUACGAUCAGCUGAUAUCUGAGCAUGCGCGAUUUAACGCAACUGAAAACCAUUUAUGGUUGUCUAUGAUUAUACGUCCUCAACGAAGCAACUUUACGCGAGUUCAGAGACUUACAUGCGCUUAUGCAUUACUUUUUCUCACAAUGAUUACAAGUUGCAUGUUCUUCAAAACAGAUGAUGAAGUUCGACCCAACCAAGUAUCGAUUGGAAUAAUCAAGUUUUCUCUAACAACAUUUUAUAUAUCGUUUAUAAGUAUUCUCAUCGCUACGGUGCCAAUUUUCAUAGUCACUUUUAUAUUCAAAAAGUCAAGAGCCAAAGAUACGGUCACAAACCUGUCAAAUUUGAAAAAGGAGAAAGACAAGAAAGAAUUUAAUGACAGGAAAGGAAAAUCUCUGGAUGAUGAAUAUUAUAACCAAGAGGGAGAGAGUAUCAACUUCUUCAAGGAUGAAAAAUUACCGUUGCCUCAUGGCAUGGUUUAUGUUGGUUGGGCUAUUCUUAUCCUUGCAAUUGUCACUUCUGCGUUUUUUGUAAUCUUAUACAGUAUGGAAUUUGGAAAAACCAAAUCGGAAGAAUGGCUUUCAACGUUCGUCUUCGCUUUCUUCGAAUCGCUGUUUGUCUUGGAUCCAAUAAACGUGAUCGUUAUGGCGAUUCUAGUAGCCAUAUUGUUUAAGAAACCCGUCGACGGAAAAUGCCCAAACGUUGAUCUGGACGUUAUCAAAACUGCUGCUGAGAGAAAACAGCAGAAUUCUUCUAGAAUUUAUUUAACAUUCCGAAAUGAAGUACUGUCCAGCAAUGGUCCACCGGAUGAAACUGUCCUAGAUUCACAGCGGAAGUUACGUCAGAAUGAAGUGGCAGCUCAGGCAGUUUUUAGGAGACUCGUGAUUUACGCCGUCUUUGUGUUCAUUGUCUUCAGCAUUGGUUACAUAAACAGAGAUGCACGAUCAUACAACCUCAGGAGAAGUAUAGACAGUCAGAUCUACCACUCUACCAAAGGAACUUACGGCUUUGAAAGUAUAAAUAGCGCCAGAACGUUUAUACAAUGGUUACGUCACACACUGCUACCUCGUUUGUUCCCAACCUCGGAUAUUCGUGGUCAGUCUAUUUCUGUCCUGGACAAACAGUUCUUCUCAGAUUUCAGCCAAGUACGAGUUGGACCAGCCCUUUUACGACAAAAUAGAAUGAGAGAAUCAAGUUGCAGUUUCGUGGUUGAUUCACACCAUCGAUGUAUUGAUGCCUACGACUUUGACAAUGAAGAUAUUGAUGAUUAUUGCGUGGGAUGGAUACCUACAAAUGGUUCCUGUGGUAGCUCUUUGACAGACAGAGCUUGGAAACACACGUCAUCUAACGAAGUCUGGGGAAUGCCAUUCGAGGGAUUAAGAAGCACAUACGCUGGAGGGGGGUAUAUGAUCCAGUUUGAAAAAGACAUUGUUGCAUCUCAUAAUAUCAUAAACGAACUUGAGCAAAAUCUUUGGAUCGACAGACGAACUCGAUCAGUGUUUUUGGAAUUUACUCUGUAUAAUCCAAAUGUGAAUCUCUUCUUCAACGGAAUUUAUCUGGUUGAGUUUCCUGAAUCAGCUGGUGUCGUCACGUGGGUCAAUCUUCAGGUUUUCAGACCAUUCCAGGCUCUAGGCGCUAUCGGGACUUACGCUCUGUUGUGCUAUUUCAUUUAUGUUAUCUCCUUGCUGAUUUCAACUGGUCGAAUAAUAUAUCGAUUAUCGAAAAAGCGAAGUAAUUUUUUUAAGGAUACAUGGAACAUUGUUGAUCUCCUGUCUACCUUUCUAGGGGUGAUAGGAAUCGUCUUCUGGGCAGUGCGCUAUGUCUAUGCAAACAAAGCAUUGGAUAAAUACUACGACAACAAACUUGAUUUUAUUCAGUUUCAACAUAUUGCAUUCUGGGAUAAUGCUUUUGUUGUCGUAAUUGGAAUUUUAAUUUUCAUCGCAACGAUCCGGAUUCUUCAGAUUUUAGGAUACAAUCGAAGAAUGACACAGUUGAUUGCUGUAAUUUCCGGCGCAUCGAAAGACUUAUCGGGUUUUGCCAUCGUGUUUGGCAUCAUCUAUUUUGCAUACGUAGUGGCGGGGUAUCUUCUUUUUGGGAAAGUGUCUGCCUCCUAUAGAUCGUUAUUUGUUUCGUUUGGAAGCCUGCUUAAUUCUAUAAUUGGCAAAAAUCAUCUUGAUAUAUUGCGCGGUGCGGGGGUGUCUCUCGGAGAAGUGUACUAUUUUACUUACAUACUUAUCGUUAUUUUGGUACUUAUCUCUAUGUUUGCGGUUAUUCUAAACAUAAGUAUAACAGUAGUGAAACAAGAAAUACAAGAGGGAGAAAGUAUCUACGGCCUCACGAACGUCGUCAGCGAUUCCGUCAAAAACAUCAUUGGAAUGUUUAUGAACAUUGGUGGCAAAAGUAAAUCCACAGCCUCCGAGGGUAAUGAAUCAGUGCGCAAGUACGAACUCUUGCAAUCCAGAAAGCCAGAUUUCGACCCUCCAAAUAUCGUCAAUCUUCUCCAAGACAUAUUUCUGCAAUAUGGGAAAGAUGGAUUUAACUACAUGGAAAAAACUCCGGAGCCUUUUGAGCGCCCUGUCACACAGACGGAGUUGACAAUACAACUUGAUGAGAAUAAUGAUGAAAACAACGAUGAUAACAACGAAGACGUUUUAAAGAGUGUCAAUGAGGAUGAAGAUCUGACGAUCGAUGACCGAUACACCAAAAAAGUGCAAGGAUUUUCUGGAUACCUUUGAUUGAAAAAAAAAUGGAAUGAUUGAAUGAUAAAAGGAACUUUAUUAGCAGUAUUAUAUUACCAGAGUGAUGAAUUUAUCAAAAAUAGUUUUGAAAUAAAUCAUAUUUUUAUUUAAUUGAAUGUUUAUGUCCACUUCUCGAAGAUUUGCCAAGAUAU